Poeciliopsis prolifica (blackstripe livebearer) is the source of this 2271-nucleotide messenger RNA. It is a transcript of the gene phf21b, whose product is annotated as PHD finger protein 21B. The transcript is spliced from 14 exons. NCBI's taxonomy places the organism in Eukaryota, Metazoa, Chordata, Actinopteri, Cyprinodontiformes, Poeciliidae. Bases 329 to 1954 code for a protein of 541 amino acids. The record is from RefSeq and is a predicted model, not a curated record.
GACAAAAUAUAGUCCCCGUUUUUUAACUCGAAAUUACCGAAAGGAACGGCGAACCGGUACCGCUUUGGACCCGUCCAAGUUCGACUGUGCCCCGGAGAGCAGCCGUGUCGGACUCGGGCCCGUUCCGUGGGGUUUGGAGCACUUUUGGAGACGGGCGGAAAGUGGGUGAUGAGUCCCAGCCUGUGUAAAAAGAAGCGAGAACUUGCUCUGCAGCCUGGAGUAGUUCUUCUUUCAAUUGUUAUUGUCGCUUUAAAAAAAAUCUUUAAUUCACUUAAACUUGGUCUCGGCCGCGUCCAAAGUGGGAGAAAAGUGUUUUCCUGGUGGGAACAUGGAACUACAAGGCCUACAAGAGGCACUGAAAGUGGAGCUCCAGUGUCAUCAGAACCAGACGUUGUGCAAAGGCCUCAAUGAGCUUCAGAACGGCCAGAAGCUGGCCGUCCGAAGCUGUCCCGUGGGGACCGCCAAGCCGCUGUCGCUCAUCAAGCCCCCCAGCCAGAGCAUCGCGAUCUCUGUGCUGCCGGCCAAGGCCCCCGUUUCCAUGGUGACCGCGCAAUUUAACGGCCAGAAGGCGGCGGCGCCGGAGCCGCUGCAGGCGUCCCCUAUAAACCUCCAGGCGGCCGGAGUCGUUCCGUUCAGCGGCGGCAGGAGAGCCGGGGAGCUGCUGGCUCCCUCCCAGAUGCUGGGAACUCUCACUGCUCUGCCCAUCAAGGUGCCUCAAGUCAGCUCUCUGCACCGGCUGGCAGGACAAGCAGCCACUGUGCUACCUCAGGUCAGGCCAAAGACCCAGAUCCCCGACAGCCUCCCCCACACUCCCUGCCAGGAGCUGCAGCCGCUCAGCCUGCAGAGAGUAACGGCUGUGGUCAGCCCCAAGAGCCCAAACCCCACCCUGCCCACCGCCAACAGCACCUUCAGCUCCGACCACCAGCAGGUCAGCCAGAGCAACGCCUCUCCAUCAGCAGGCCUCGACCUGGGCACGGCCGCCCAGCACGCCUCUGCAGGGCCAGGCGUGGCGUACGCCAUCAUCGCCGCCUCGCCCGCCACCGGGAACGGCGUGUCGGCUGUCAGCGAGGCUGUAAAGGUGAUAAUAAUCCAGCCGCAGGCCCCCAGCAGCACCGAUGGGUCCCCAGCUGACCUCCCUUCACCUGAGGCUCCCACCGUAAAAUCCCCUCCCAAGAAGAAGGAGGAGGAUCCAGAGAAAAUCGCCUUCAUGGUGGCCCUUGGCCUCGUCACCACAGAGCAGCUGGAAGAGAUUCAGACGAAGAGGCAGGAGAGGAAGAGGAGAAGCACAGCCAACCCGGCCUACAGCGGCCUCUUCGAGCCCGAGAGGAAACGCCUGCCGUCACAUUACCUGAACAGCUCCCUCUACCUGUCGGCACGAGAGGAUUUCUGCUGGAAGGAGGAGCUGGAGCAUGACGACCUCUGCGCCGUCUGUAAGGAGGACGGAGAGCUGCAGCUCUGCCACAACUGCCCCCGAGCCUUCCACCCCACCUGCCUCCACCCGCCCAUCAAAAGCCCCCCCAGAGGCGCCUGGUACUGCCCCAAGUGCCAGAAGAAGGUCCUGAACAAGGAGAACCUGUCGUGGCCUCAGAACUUCGUCCAGUCCUACGUGACGCACAAGACGGUGAGGACGGAGGAGAAGCGGCGGCUGCUGAGACGAAACAAUGAGUUGAAGAAGGAGUGCGCUCACCUGGAGGAGCAGGACAAGAACCUCAACAAGACGCUCAAAGUCUGCAUGGACCAGAGGGAUCGACUCCUCGGUUUGCAGCGCGACACUCAGGCGUCGCUCGACCGCAUCAAGACACUCGUCAGGCUGAUCCAGCGAGACCAGCUGGUCCAGGUCACCAUGACGACCAUCGCCACGCUCCCCCAGCUGUGGAUGAAACCCAUCAGCACCGUCGCCAUGGCGCCGUCGACCGCGCCGCUGCAGCCGGGUCAGGACGACGUCGCCAACUAGACCCAACGUCUCUGAAGUGUUUUCAAACCCAACACCUACAGUGCUUAACGAGAUUUUUUUAAGUUAUUUUCUAUUUAUUCUUCGCCUUAAUGUAUUUAUUAUGAACCGGUAGAAUCCAGCUUCCGAGCGGCUGUACAGCGAUUUAUCCGAGUAGACGUUCGAUUCCAUCCUGUGAACAAAGUUCCUGCCAUACGACUUCAGGAAGACGUUUCCACACGCAGACGAGCCUUCAAACAAAACAGAGAACUACAAUUUUCUCAGUAUUUAUAGAGUUAAAGUCAAAGAAAAAAAUAUUUAAGAUUAAACUACAGAAAUUA